Molecule: messenger RNA, 477 nt
Organism: Arachis duranensis
Lineage: Eukaryota; Viridiplantae; Streptophyta; Magnoliopsida; Fabales; Fabaceae
Exons: 1
Coding region: 1-477 (158 amino acids)
Source: RefSeq, a predicted model, not a curated record
AUGUCUUCAAACCAUACUUACGUAAGUUUAUUGGAGUUCUUUGAUGACAUAUUGGUGUACAACAAUUUUUUUGAUAUUCAUCUUGAGCAUUUGGGAUUGGCAUUGAAGCUGCUAAAACAGAAAACUCUCUUCGCCAAGCUUUCUAAAUGCCUUUUUGGAACCAAUGAGGUGGAUUAUUUAGGUCACACGAUUAUAGGUGGUGGUGUUCUCAUGGAAUCAGCCAAAGUGCAAGCAAUUCAAGAUUGGCCUCAACCUAGUAGUGUUAGACAACUUCGUACCUUUUUAGGCUUCAUGGGAUAUUAUCGCUGCUUCAUUAAAGGUAAUGCAACCUUAGCUGCUCUUCGUAUUGAUUUGUUGAAAAUGGACGCUUUUGUUUGGUACAAUCAAGCUACAUUGGCAUUCCAUCAAUUACAGCAAGUGAUUUUCACUAAACCAGUGCUAGCACUACCUGAUUUUAACCUUCUAUUUGAAGUAUAG